Molecule: messenger RNA, 806 nt
Organism: Closterium sp. NIES-67
Lineage: Eukaryota; Viridiplantae; Streptophyta; Zygnematophyceae; Desmidiales; Closteriaceae
Source: the annotation of a GenBank genome assembly
AGCGAAUGUGCCCUCAAGAAGCGAAAAUUGCCGCACCACUAACGAAUCUGCUGAAAAGAACACACCCUAUCAAUGGGAGUCACACAUCAAGAAGUCGUGGAGCAGCUGAAACAAGCACUCACGUCCCACACUCGUCCUCAUCUUGCCAGGCCAUGAACGCAAACUAUGUCAUCGAAGCUGAUGCUAGUGACCAGGUAGUGGGAGCACUCUUAAUGCAAUACCAGGGGGAUGGACUGCAACCAAUCGCCUACCUCAGCAAGAAAAUGCACGAGGCAGAGCUCAAUUACCCGAUACACGACAAAAAGGCACUUGCUAUUGUCAUCGCCUUCAAAACGUGGAGAUGUUAUCUCGAAGGACGAAGAACAACCGUCUACACCGACCACUGCAGCCUGAAAUAUUUGAAGACACAGCCAAACCUUUCCAGGCGGCAGUUCCGGUGGAUUGACUUCCUCGAGACACACUUCCACUACGAAAUCGUGUAUAAGCCCGACCACAAAAACAAAGCACACACUCUCAACCGGCCUGCACACAAUCCCGCCUUCCAUGUCCAACUUCUGAAGCCCUACAGAGAUCCCCACACGAUCUUCACUAGUCGCCAACCGCCGCUGCCACCGCCCAUCCUCGUCCAUGAUGAACUUGAGUACGAGGUCGAGUCUCUGCUUGCACACCGACAACGUCAGCAUGGCACCUUGGAGCUUCUCAUCCGUUGGAUGGGUUAUGAUCCUUCUGAAGAUUGCUGGGUCCCUGAAUCGGACAUGGGUAGCGCCCAUUCAUUUGGUCUUUAGCUCAUCUCAUUUGGCUUCCUA